AGCUCGUACACACUGGCAACUCUAAGAACAACCGGCUAGAAGCUUCGGCCACACUUCUACAUACAAGUUUGACACGCAGAAGAGUCAGAUUUUAACACAAAUUUUUGCAUAACUUUUUGAGAAAAAUGUUCGUUGUACGUCGUAGCGCAGCCCGUUUGUACCCAGCUGGAGUGCAAUUGGCGAAAAUGAGCGGCAGCCAGGUCGGCGACUUGGGCAGUGGCGCCGGCAAGGGCGGUGGUGGCGGCGGCUCCAUUCGUGAAGCUGGCGGCGCCUUCGGAAAACUGGAGGCUGCACGUGAGGAGGAAUACUUCUACAAAAAGCAAAGGGAGCAGCUGGAGCGCUUGAAGAACGAUCAGAUCCAUCAGGCCGAAUUCCAUCAUCAGCAGAUCAAGGAGCACGAGGAGGCCAUCCAGCGUCACAAGCAGUUCCUCGACAACCUGAACAAGUGAACCAAGCAACAAAGCAACCAACACAACGCAGCUUUCACAUCACCUGAAACUAUGAUAUGACAUUUACUUAAAUGCAUUUAGAGAUUUUGUUUGUAUUGUUCUUAAAGCUUAAACCGAACUGUUUAAAUGCUUAAAUAAAAACUGUUUUUUGAUA
Drosophila navojoa is the source of this 603-nucleotide messenger RNA. Its product is annotated as ATPase inhibitor mai-2, mitochondrial. Gene Ontology annotation, molecular function: ATPase inhibitor activity. Gene Ontology annotation, biological process: negative regulation of ATP-dependent activity. NCBI's taxonomy places the organism in Eukaryota, Metazoa, Arthropoda, Insecta, Diptera, Drosophilidae. The record is from RefSeq and is a predicted model, not a curated record. Gene Ontology annotation, cellular component: mitochondrion.